Hypomesus transpacificus is the source of this 801-nucleotide messenger RNA. RefSeq names its product low choriolytic enzyme-like. NCBI's taxonomy places the organism in Eukaryota, Metazoa, Chordata, Actinopteri, Osmeriformes, Osmeridae. The record is from RefSeq and is a predicted model, not a curated record. The transcript is spliced from 8 exons. Bases 1 to 801 code for a protein of 266 amino acids. Gene Ontology annotation, biological process: proteolysis. Gene Ontology annotation, molecular function: metalloendopeptidase activity; zinc ion binding.
AUGAUGGACAACAGAAAAACUGUGAUGCUUCUACUGCUGGUUUCGCUGGCCCUUUCACAGGACCUUCCUGCCGAGAAAAAAGAAGACAACAUCGAGGCUCAUGAUUUUGAGAAAUCCAACCACACCAUUCUACAGAUUAACAUGGACACUAAUCAGUUUCUUCUGGAGGGAGACAUUGCUGCACCGAAAACCAGGACUGCUAUAAAAUGCACUGGAAACGCUUUCAGUUGUCUCUGGAAAAAGGGUCCAAAUGGGAAGGUGGAGGUGCCCUACAUAAUAGACAGUCUCUAUUCACAGGUUGAGAAAAACUACAUAGAAUACUCUAUGAAGGACUUUGACUCCCAAACCUGCGUCCGUUUCGUUCCGCGUCAGCAGCAGUCGGCGUACCUCAACAUCGUACCCAAAAAUGGGUGUUUCUCUGGCGUAGGGUGUUACGGGGACAAACAGACUGUGUCUCUGUCCAAAGCUGGCUGCCUUCAGAAAGGCAUCAUCCAACAUGAGCUGAUUCACUCUCUAGGCUUCUUCCACGAGCACACCAGGAGUGACCGGGAUAAUUACGUCAGGAUCGACUGGAGCAACGUGAACAGCCCUUCGGAUUUUGCAAAGGAAGACACAAACAACUUAGGUACUCCUUAUGACUACUCCUCCAUCAUGCACUACGACAAGAACGCCUUUGCAGCAGACAGGACCAAACCAACAAUCACACCCAUCCCCAACGCCAAUGUCAAAAUUGGGCAGAGAGUUGCCAUGUCUGCAAUUGACGUUCAGAGGAUCAACAAGCUCUACAAUUGCUGUAAGUAG